AUGGCGUUCUAUGGAGAAGAUAAGAUGAGUCCAUUCAACACCAUAGCAAACGAUGAUGAAGAAUCAACUCAGAGUUGGUACAAAUCAGGAGAUGACUACGAAGUGGAGUCAUGGUAUGAUGAUGACUACUCAGAUUCGGAUUUUGAAGAUGAAUCAUAUGGAGGAGAACCUGAACCAUAG
This is a messenger RNA of Arabis nemorensis, 180 nucleotides long. NCBI's taxonomy places the organism in Eukaryota, Viridiplantae, Streptophyta, Magnoliopsida, Brassicales, Brassicaceae. The record is from the annotation of a GenBank genome assembly.